Messenger RNA from Dioscorea cayenensis subsp. rotundata (Guinea yam), 2438 nucleotides. RefSeq names its product serine/threonine protein phosphatase 2A regulatory subunit B''beta-like. Gene Ontology annotation, biological process: protein dephosphorylation. The transcript is spliced from 13 exons. Gene Ontology annotation, cellular component: protein phosphatase type 2A complex. NCBI's taxonomy places the organism in Eukaryota, Viridiplantae, Streptophyta, Magnoliopsida, Dioscoreales, Dioscoreaceae. Bases 362 to 1987 code for a protein of 541 amino acids. Gene Ontology annotation, molecular function: calcium ion binding; protein phosphatase regulator activity. The record is from RefSeq and is a predicted model, not a curated record.
CUUUGCGGCAUUUGUGCCGUUCUCUCUUCGCCUUCGUCUCUGUGUCUCGCUCGCUCGGGAGGAGGAUUUUGGGGUGGAAAACCAGCGAUCGAGAUCGAAUUUUCAGCGAAAAUCGAAGUUCUUUGCGUGUUUGUUGUUCUGAUCGAUCGUAUUGUAUCGGGGAGUGACGGAUUUUUGAGUUUGAUCGAGGGUUUGGGGGGUGAUUUUCACGAUCUUGGGGUUUCUUAGCUGGAGUGGCGAGAAUCUAGGGUUUGUCGGAUGCAUCGAAGCAAUGGCGAGAGGUAUGGAGAUCUAGGGUUUUGGUUGUGAAUUUGAAGGGGUUGGGAUCUUGGUGUAUGAGAGAUAGAGGGAUUUUGGUGGGAUGGAUGCGGAGGUUGUGGCAAGGGAUGCGGCGUCCAUCGACCCGGAGCUGUUGCAGCUCCCGGAAGUCUCGCCGUUGGCGCUGAAGGAGAACCCUCACAUCGCUGAGCAGCUCUAUUCACAGUGGCUGUCCAUGCCGGAGACUCUCCGGCUGGUGAGAUCGUUGAUUAAUGAUGCAAAGGCAGGAGUGCCCUUGAAUACGCCUGGAAGCUCAAGCAGUGGAAAUGCUACUGCCACCAGUGCAUUGCCUUCAAUGUUCCCUGCUGGUAGUGCACCACCACUUUCACCUAGAAGUAGUUCUGGAUCUCCUCGUGUCAUGAAACGUGGAGGGGUUGGGCCUUCAUCUUUAGGUUCUCCGCUGAAGUUAGUCAGUGAACCUAUGAGAGAAGUCAUACCUCAGUUCUACUUUCAGAAUGGCCGUCCCCCACCGAGGGAACUAAAAGAAAUGUGCUUAUCCAAAAUUGAUGAGCUUUUUUCGGGUCACUUGAAUGGGCUACAAGUUCAAGAAUUCAGAACUGUUACAAAGGACAUUUGCAAGCUGCCAUCAUUCUUUUCCAGCUCACUGUUUAGAAAGAUCGAUGUAAACUGCAUUGGUUAUGUCACAAGGGAUGAGUUUAUUAAUUAUUGGGUCAACAGUAACAUGAUGACAAUGGAUAUUGCUACUCAAAUAUUUAUGAUUUUGAAGCAACCAGACCGGAAGUAUCUUACACAGGAGGAUUUCAAACCUAUUCUCCGAGAACUUUUGGCAUUCCAUCCGGGCUUGGAGUUCUUACAAGGCACACCGGAAUUUCAGGAUCGAUAUGCGGAAACUGUCAUAUACAGGAUAUUUUACUAUGUAAAUAGAUCUGGAAAUGGCCAUCUGACCCUCAGAGAGCUGAAACGUGGCAAUUUAAUUGCUGCAAUGCAGCAUGCAGAUGAAGAGGAGGAUAUUAACAAAGUCUUGAGAUAUUUUUCCUAUGAACAUUUCUAUGUGAUAUAUUGCAAGUUUUGGGAGCUGGAUGCAGAUCAUGAUUUCUUGAUAGACAAGGAGAAUCUUAUGAGAUAUGGGAACCAUGCACUCACUUAUAGGAUUGUUGAUAGGAUCUUUUCACAGGUCCCAAGGAAAUUUACCAGCAAAGUUGAAGGGAAAAUGGGAUAUGAAGAUUUUGUUUAUUUUAUGCUUUCAGAGGAGGAUAAAUCAUCUGAGCCUAGCCUUGAGUAUUGGUUCAAGUGCAUUGAUCUAGAUGGAAAUGGGAUUCUAACAUCCAAUGAGAUGCAAUUCUUUUAUGAAGAACAGUUACAUCGUAUGGAAUGCAUGGCACAGGAACCUGUACUAUUUGAAGAUAUUCUCUGCCAGAUGGUCGAUAUGAUUGGACCCGAGAACGAGAGCUACUUCACCCUACGUGAUCUAAAAGGCUGCAAACUUUCAGGAAAUGUUUUUAAUAUUCUUUUCAACCUAAACAAGUUUAUGGCUUUUGAAACUCGUGAUCCGUUCCUUAUUCGCCAGGAGCGUGAAGAUCCGACUCUGACUGAGUGGGAUCGUUUUGCACAUAGGGAAUAUAUUAGGCUGUCUAUGGAAGAAGAUGGUGAAGAUGCCUCUAAUGGAAGUGGUGAUGUCUGGGAUGAAUCUCUUGAGGCUCCCUUUUGAAUUAAAUUUUGGUGCAAUCAACGGAAACCUGGUCCUUUUGAUGUUUUGCUGAAGGUGGCUGAUCGGAAAGACAGCUACACGUCUCCAACACUCUUUCAAGGAACCCUUGAUGCAGCUUCUCGGCAUCACUGUUUGAUUAUAUGAUUUCCACCGCGCAUCAAACUUCGGAUUGUAAAUUGUACUGUGUGCAAGAUUAAAAUUCUUCUGCUGCUUGUUGAAGCUGGAGCUGGUUUGGCAUUCCAUAAAGGAAUGCUCUGUUUUGACAUCCGAGUUGCGAGGUGCCGGUGCUGACCAGUUCAAUCUCUUUUUGUCUUUUUGCUUGAUAAUCAGGACUAGUAGUAGAUCUCAGGGUUUUAAAUGGAUUUUAUUUUCAUCUGUCAAGUCUUAUUCUUAACAGAGAAUUAAUUCAUGUUUUGUUGUUGCUCUAUUGAAUUUGUUCCUUCCUUUCCCA